CCUGCCUUGGCUACACACAAACCUCCGGGACCACAAAAUCCAAGAAAACCCUUCUAGAAUAAACAUUAGAUAUUCAGUUGAGAUAAUGUAAUGCAUCACGGACGGAACCUUCGCACUUAAGACAUUUUCUUCUUGAGUCUUGAGUGACGACUCUCUCUCUUGACUAGCCUGCCGCUGCAAACACCCUCCUUUUAGUUUCGUCGGUGCACUUUGUCGGCGACACAUUGUUUUGUCAUUGUCGCAGCUUCCGUCGCUGUCAUCCGGUAUUUUUGAUAUUCGAUCUCACAAGGGAAAUAAUGGGUGCAUUUCUGGACAAACCAAAGAUGGAAAAGUAUAAUUCCUGUGGAGAGGGUAACAACAUGAGGUAUGGCCUGAGCAGCAUGCAGGGUUGGCGGGUAGAGAUGGAAGACGCACACACAGCAGUUAUUGGCCUGCCUCAUGGUCUUGACCCCUGGUCAUUCUUUGCGGUUUAUGAUGGGCAUGCUGGCUCUCAGGUGGCCAAGUACUGCUGUGAGCACCUGCUGGAGCACAUCACCAGCAACUCAGACUUCCAGAGUGCUCUGCAGGAGGACCAGUCUGUGGAAAGCGUGAGGAAUGGAAUCCGCACAGGUUUUCUGCAGAUUGAUGAACACAUGCGAACCAUCUCAGAGAAGAAGCAUGGCGUGGAUCGCAGUGGCUCUACUGCGGUGGGAGUGAUGAUUUCUCCGAGUCAUAUCUACUUUAUCAAUUGUGGAGACUCAAGGGGUCUUCUUAGCCGGGGCGGAGCUGUCCACUUCUUCACACAGGAUCACAAACCCAGCAAUCCUCUGGAGAAGGAAAGGAUCCAGAAUGCUGGUGGCUCUGUCAUGAUCCAGCGAGUAAACGGGUCCCUAGCUGUGUCUCGAGCUUUGGGAGACUUCGAUUACAAGUGUGUGCAUGGAAAAGGCCCGACAGAGCAGCUUGUGUCUCCUGAGCCUGAAGUCUAUGCAAUAGAGAGAUGCGAAGGGGAAGAUGAAUUCAUUAUUCUAGCAUGUGACGGCAUCUGGGAUGUUAUGGCGAAUGAGGAACUGUGUGACUUUGUAAGGUCAAGGCUAGAGGUGACAGACGAUCUUGAGAGAGUCAGCAAUGAAAUUGUUGACACCUGCUUGUACAAGGGAAGCCGGGACAAUAUGAGUGUUGUGUUAAUCUGCUUUCCUGGAGCCCCAAAGGUGUCCCCAGAAGCAGUGAAAAGGGAGGCUGAGUUGGAUAAAUACCUGGAGUCCAGAGUAGAAGAGAUCAUCAAAAAGCAGGGGGAUGAAGGCAUCCCAGAUCUGGUCCAUGUUAUGCGAACAUUAGCAUCUGAAAGCAUCCCUAACCUCCCUCCUGGAGGAGAGCUCGCAAGCAAACGAAGUGUUAUUGAAGCAGUCUACAACAAACUCAACCCCUACCGAAGUGAUGACACAGACUCUGCGUCCACAGACGACAUGUGGUAACACAACCUCCUACCACUAACACAGCAUAGCGUUUACAAACCACCAUCCUCUCAAGACCAACAGCAGCUCAGCUCAGCAGUCUGUCUCUCCGUCACUCUGAGCUAUUGGUUUCUAAGAAGGGAAUUUCAUGGGAGGAGGAGGAGAAGAGGGAGGAGGAAGAGGAGUUGCAUGCACACAAACCUGGAAUAGUGCAGCACCAGUCCACUUUGGAGUUCAGGAUCCCUGCCGUCUCGUCUCCCCUUUAUGUUCACCCACCUUAAUACUCUCCUCUAAAGUAACCCGUAACAAGUGAGUCCACAAGGUCUUCUUUCUUUUUGUUAAAUAAUCAGCUUAAGUAGUGAUUUUCUUUUUUUUUGCUGUAAUUAAUUUGAUUCACAUUUCCUUGUGUGUGUUUGUAUAUUUCUGUUUUUGUGAAGUGCAAUUGUCCUGUACAAACAGCCUGUAUUUAAUGCAGCUUGAUUUUAAGUUAAAAAAUGAAAGAAAUGAAAAAGAGAACCUUUUUAUGCACUAUCUGCCUUUUCCUGCUCUUCUGGAAUUGUAACAAAUGUCUAUUCAGUGAAUAUUUCUGCUUGUCCUCCAGGCACAACAAUGUCUCUGCGCUUUUACUUUUCUUUAUUGUAUUUUUUUCAGUUGGUCUAUGCUCCUUUUUAAGAAACGGGUAAAUUGUAUAGUUGACAGCACAGUAAGCUCUCUAUAUCAUACCAUUUAAAUCCUAAUUAUAUUUUCCCUAUGCUUUUUUUUUUUUAUUGUAUUUUAUUUUUGUAAGUGGUUUUCUGUACAUGCUUAAAAAAUAAUGGCAGUGUUUUCUCAGUCAUUUUGGAAGUGUGCAGUGAAAAAUACUUUUUUUUUUUCACUUCUUCAAGGCAUCUGAUGAAAAAGUAAGACCCCUGUUAACACAUUUGUCUGUGCAAUAGAUACUUGCAAGCGUGCGUGGGUGCUUGUGUGUAUGUAUGCGCGCACAUGUGUUUGUGUAGAGGCGGCUCUCGUGCAACUUUAAUUUAAAAUUAGCUGAGGUGGUCAGACAACAGACCAGGCUGGAACUUAAGGGAAAUGCUCUAACUCGUCGUCUCCCCUUUUUCAGCAAGUGUUCCCCGACAACUCAAAAUAUAGACUUUACUACUUCACUACUUCUGAAUUCCAAACAGCUUUGGAUAACAGAGUUUACAUGCUGUAAUGCUAUUUGAACAAUGUCAAGAUAUACAUCACAACUAUACUGUAACCUGAGAUGACACAAGUAAUUCACUUUUCACAUCGUGUACAAUGGUUUGCAGCUAGUCAGAGCUUGACUAGUUUCCAAACCUAGUGUGUCAUAUUUGAAUACCAGUUUCUAAAUGUACAUUAUUCGCAGUACCCGUUACGGGUGCCAUAUGAUUUAUAAUCUCCUGUUUCAGCUUUAUGACAGCCCAUGCCAAGUUAUGUUUUUUAAGGAAUUCAUUUUGUUGUGUGGUACAGAUACACUUUUUUAGCUUCUGCCUUUGACAUGUUGAUUUGACUCAUGUGAACAGAUUAAGCACUGAUUUCUUUUAGAGAAUUUACUACAGCAGGAACUCUUGACCCUCAAACUCAAACAAAUGUCCCCCCCGUACUCUUCAGUUAGACAUUCAAACCAAGAACAAAUUCUCUCUUUACAUUGAGUUCUUAUUGUUGCAUUGCAUCUUUUUAUUCCCCAAAGCACCACAGGCCAUAGCACAGCACAGUACAGUUCAUAGUCUGUGGGUUGAUUUAGAUUUGUUUUAAAGUUUAUUUUCCCCUCUGCAAAGAUAAGUCGGCAACUAAAUCUGUUCUUUACACUCAAUAGAUAUUUAAAUCCUGCAAGAGAAAUGUUUUUUUUCUUUCUCUUUUUCGCCAUUUUUGUGUUAAAAUUGCAAAUUGUUUGAAAUUUAUGUAUGUAUAUAUUUUUGACUUUAACUUUCAAGGAAUAAAUCAUGUCCCUUGAAGUAGUUUUUUGCCGUGGAAAAAAAUUGAUUCUGGUUUGUGUCGGGUUGGUUAGUUAGACGUGGAUAUAUUUGGCUAAUAUUUCCCUCUAAUCACCUCUGAACACACAAAAGUCAUGUAAUACAUUUGUAAUUCUUCAUACAUCACCAUGACAAUCCUAACUAUUCCACCGCAUGUUUUGGUUUUGUGUUCGGUAGCUUAUUAAUGAAUUUCAACUUUCAUUAAAUCCUAAAUCUCUAAAUGAGCUGCUCCCUGAUCUGCUCUUGUGGCAAAAAAAAGCCAAAGACAGCUCAAAUGAAAUGAUUAUGAAAUCUAUACUAUGAUAAACAAUAUACUGUAAACCUGUAAAAGAUGUUUGAAGGUUUAACUGUAGGAGAGUAAAAUGAACUUUUAAGAUUUCUAUUUAUUCAUAACUUUUAGAGGUACUCUGUUGAGUUUUUGACCACUGGGGGUGCUGUUGAGAUCUCUUCUGAUGAGCACCUCCCUGCUCUACUAGAAUGAAUAAUCAAUAGAUCACUGGAUGUAUUGGAAAACACAUUUGCUGACUGCAGAGGCAGUAAUGUGCAUAUUAAUAGUAACUUGGCAUUAAACUGUUAACUUUCAGAAAAAUGCGAUUUAACCACUGGCUGAAGUGCAGGUUUGUGUGGAAUAUCAUUGAACGUGUUUGUCAGGCCUUCAGACACAUACGUGUAAAGGUACAAAACAUUUGUAUGCACACUUCAGUAUGUGUUUGAAGUGAGAACACCAUGGAGUACGGCUUAACAGUCGGCCACUGUAGAAGUGACAUUAUUAACUUAGUAGACCUUUUAAGACUGCAAACAUGUCUGGUUGGAAAUGUGUUGUAAGUGUGUUUGCCUUCAAAUGUAUCUUCACUGAAUUUUCACAUUAAAAAAAAAAAAAGCAACAAACCAAACUGCAACCAAAAAAAAGCAGAAGAGUAAAAAUGUCACAUGAUUCAUUUAGUUUUGGGUUAAAAUGACAGAUUUCUAUCACUUGUAAGUAUUUACUUUAAAACACUCUUCAAGUCAGUUUAAUCAGUUUGUUUCAGAAGAACUUGUGGAAAAAGCUUGACAUGUAAGCAAUAGAAAUCAGAUUUUAUAGUUCAUCUGUAUGUGCACUAAAUAUCUCAGUUUUCAACACCCAUUGUGUAACUCAUAAAAAACAUUUAAUGCAUUUUUUAAGGAGCAAAGACAGUUUCUUUGCAUCUGGAGAACAUUGAUUCCCCAACACUUCUUGGCUAUUUGCAACGCCCCUAAAAUGUCCAAAUUCAGGAAGUGACCCUUUAACCAUUACUGGUUUAUUACACACUUCUUUAACCCACAAACUAAAAUAUUAAUACAUGUAAAAAUCAGCCUUUUUUUCAUGUUCAAAAACGCUGUAGCUGGAAUGUUAACAGAUAUCGGAAGUGGCUUAGCUUUGAUUUUUCCCAUUUUGGUGUUUAAUUUAAAUUAUGUUCCGUUUCUCCCCAUCCCCAAGUGAACAAAAAAAAAAAGGAUCUCAAGCAUCUAGUGUCCUUGUUUUCAUUUGUAAUGAACUGAAAUACCUCAUAACAUGAAUAGGAAAUGUUUUUGUCUUGUGUUAUGUAGUUUCAAACUGUUCAGAAAGCCGUUCAUGUGUGGAGACUUCAAUGUACGCAGUUUUUGUGGUUCUCUCUUUUAAUGCUUUUUAACACUGAUCUAUUUGAGCCGGGUAAGCCUGCGCUCAUGUAAAGUAUUUGACUGAAUUGUGCUGAUUCUAACAAACAGGUAAUGAAAUUAGUAACUAGAAACACUAUUGGCCUUGUGGUAUAAGCUGACCCCACCCUCUCCCACACAUAUGUCCACAAAGACACACACACACUCCCUUAAACGCUCACCUGGGUCAUUUCACCUCCUCGUCCACUUGUGUGUGGCUCACUUAGCUCAAAUCUAGAAUUGUAUGGAGAGUUCAGGGUUUUAGACAUGUGAGACGUGUGAGAAAAGUAGAUGUGACUACAUGGCGAUAGUCAUAUGCACUGAUCAUCUGUAUAAUCAGCUUUUUCUCUUUUUUUUUCCCAGAAAAUUGUUAUUGUAGAGAAAAAAAAGAAUAUAUAGCUAUUUACAGAGUUACCUUUGGUUGCCUGGAAUGCAUCCUGUAUAUUCUUGUACGGAGGACUACCUGGCAGAAGAGAUUUUAAAUGCUUGCACCCUCGUAUACAUAUUGAUGUACCUCGGUUGUGGCGUUUACUGUGUGACCCUUAGCAGUGGCGGUUUAUUUGUCCCCUCACAGGGUGACCCGAGCCUCACUUUGCUGACCUUUUUCAGCUCAUAAAUAAGCUCACCGAUUUGCCUUACCCAAUCUCAUGUUGCCCCCUAAAGUACUUGUUCAACUAAACACUACGAGAAGUGACGCUGCUGACAUUGCACCCUUACAGAUUUAACAAACUGUCCCAAUGUUAGGGUACAUAAGCUAUCUACAAAGUGACUUUGUCCUGGUUUUCACAAGGUACAACUUUUCAACCAUCGCUGGUUUGUAUGCUACAUUCUCUCCCCAUGUUACUUUUUGAAUCUAGGUAUUGAAAGCUUAUUUUCACUGCGGCCGAUAUCAUACCUUUAACAAAUGCAAGUGUUUUAACAUGGUAACCUUGUAAGCAUUCAGAUAUGUGCGUACAUACAUUCAUGUCUGCUCUAUUUAUGGUUACAUUCAAGAAUAGCUUUAGUGUGUUGUAGAUACGUAUUGUCAAUGUUGAUUCAAAUGCUUCUCAGAGGCCUCUGUGAGUGAUUUUACAAAGUUCAAUAACUGUAUAUUUUGUAUUAUGUUCUAGCUCCAAAGGAAUGGCAGGAAAAAAAAGAAAAUGUUUAAAAAAGCUUUGUUCCCUGAACUAAAUUGUAAUAUUUGUGUUGUCGAUUGAACAAAUUGCAUUCCUUGCUUGUGAAUUGAUGCAUUUCUCUCCCUGCUCCUUAAAAUUUCUCCCCUCUUCGCCUCCUUUCUUUCAUUUUUUAGCCUUUGAAGUUUGAAUAAAAAUUCUAGUUUGCAGAAUGUAUUACUAAAUAAAUGGGUUGUCAUCUUGUA
Messenger RNA from Labrus mixtus (cuckoo wrasse), 6416 nucleotides. RefSeq names its product protein phosphatase, Mg2+/Mn2+ dependent, 1Aa (gene ppm1aa). Gene Ontology annotation, biological process: positive regulation of canonical NF-kappaB signal transduction; negative regulation of canonical NF-kappaB signal transduction; positive regulation of canonical Wnt signaling pathway. Gene Ontology annotation, cellular component: nucleus; cytosol. Bases 297 to 1451 code for a protein of 384 amino acids. The record is from RefSeq and is a predicted model, not a curated record. NCBI's taxonomy places the organism in Eukaryota, Metazoa, Chordata, Actinopteri, Labriformes, Labridae. Gene Ontology annotation, molecular function: manganese ion binding; protein serine/threonine phosphatase activity; magnesium ion binding. The transcript has 6 exons.